Molecule: messenger RNA, 2753 nt
Organism: Sphaeramia orbicularis (orbiculate cardinalfish)
Lineage: Eukaryota; Metazoa; Chordata; Actinopteri; Kurtiformes; Apogonidae
Gene: heatr3
Product: HEAT repeat containing 3
Exons: 15
Coding region: 130-2163 (677 amino acids)
Biological process (GO): ribosomal large subunit biogenesis; protein import into nucleus
Source: RefSeq, a predicted model, not a curated record
CAGAGUGCAAUCUUCCACAUGGCCUCCAACCAGGCUUGAGUGUACGUUUUGUGUGCGGUCACCUGGUGUAGACAGGCCAAAAAAAUCAUUUAAAUUGCAUGAAUAAGAGGCACUUUAACAGUAACUGACAUGGGUAAAAGUAAAACUACUAAAUUUAAACGUCCGCAGUUCAACGCCGUCGGCCUGCCGGUGAAAGCUGUGAAGGAAGAGGACGAGGAGGAAGACCACGGGGAUGAUGGGUGUCCAGCUGCGGAGUUGUUGGAAAAAUUGCAGAGUCCCAGUGCAGAUGUGCGGGAGUUUGCAUGUGCCAGUAUUUCUCGGGUGGUGCAGCAGAGCCAGACCAUCCCAGGCUUCCUCCAGAGGGAUGCGGUGAAGCGCCUGGGUCCUAUGCUGCUGGACAGCAGUGUGGCUGUGAGGGAGACCGCCACUGGGGCACUCAGGAAUCUGAGUGCAUGCGGAGGUCAGGAGGUAUGUGAGGACAUGGUGAAGCACGACGUCAUGACUCCUCUGACAGCACUGCUUAGAGAGUGCUGUUCUGGGUUUGACACCGCCACCAUGCUGAUGAAAGACCAGAAGAAUGCGGUGGAGGACGUGGCCAAUGAGGCUGUGAACCUGCUGUGGAAUCUAUGUGAAAGCAGCAACCAAGCCCUGUCUGUGUUCAACAAAUCCGGUCUCCUGGAUGUGGUGAUCCAGUGUUUGGAAAGACACCCAAAUAAUGUGGAACUGGCCAUAUCUGCCGCGCACUGUUUGCACAUUGUGACUGAGGAUAACCCAGAGCUGCUAUGUAGCAUAAACACUGCAGUGCUUCGAGCCUUGGAGAAUGUGCUGCUGUCAUCUCAGCCCAGCAUGGCACACACACUCCUCCGGACACUGGCCGCAGGAACACUGUGGAACAUGAAGGGGAAUCUGCCAGCCGCUAACCAGGCCCAGACUCUCAACGCCGUGGUCGCCACCUUGUCACAGUGUCUGGAAACAGACGCAGGUAUGUUGAUCCCUGAGCUCCAACAGGCGGAGGAGACCCGUCACCAAAAUGCACCGGUGGCGGCCGACACAGAAGACAACACUUGUGCAGAAUUUGCUGCGGAGGAGAUGGAUGAAGAGGAGGAACCGCUUAAACAGAAGAAGAACGGCAAAGCCACAAGGGUCAAUAAUGACUUCUCAGACUUUCUGCCUAGGGGCAAGGAGGAGCUGAGAGAGGCAACGGCCUUGCUGACAGCCCAGCAAACGUCCUUAGAGAUCAUCGUCAACAUGUGCUGCUCUGACGACCCCUCUGAUGACGAGUGGGAGGAGUCGUCCAGCAGCGAUGAAAGCGAGAUGGGUCCCGAUGGCCUUUGUGACGGAGUAUCCAAUCUAAUGUCUCCACUGUGUUUAUCAGCCGAGGUUCACGGGGCUCUAAUCAACCACAGCAUCCCCGAGAAGGUUCUCAAAAAGACCCAGUUCCCUAAAAAGGAAGCAAUGGAUGUGUGCCAUCAGAAUCCCUCCUGGAAAGGCCUGAUAAAAAGGAUGCAGCGGGUGCAGUCUCGUGCACUGACAUGCCUCCAUAGCAUUCUCUCCACCAUGGAUGCCGAGUCUCUGGGAGGAGCAUCAGCCCUGCAGGAAGCAGCACAACACCUGUCCACGCUGGUUUUUGGAGCAGCAGACAUAUCCAAAGAUGAGGAGUUCCUAGAGGCAGUCAUCAGUGCCAUGCGAUCUCUUUUACAGAUGAUUGCCUCAAAAAAUAUCCCCCAGUGUAUGACCCCCCAGCAGCUGAUGAGCCUGAGUGAAGCAGCCACCCGCUGUGAUGUUGUCAGUGUAAGAGUCAACGCUGUUGCCAUUCUGGGCAUUACUGGCAGCACAUUAGCCAAAGAGAAGGGCACUGCUGAAACGCUUCAGAUGAUUGGAAGUGCUUUACUUCAAGUUGCCACGAGGGACAGUGAUCUGGUUGUAAAUGGAGAAGCCCUCGAUGCCUUGUUUGACGUUUUUGCAGAUGGAGAUGAGGCAGAGACAGCUGCUAAAAACAUCCAGUUACUACCUGCACUGAAGUCUCUUCAACCAGUCUUUAAGGCCAAGAUUCGUAAAGAGGGAAGAGGAAAGUACACACCUCAGCAGCUUUGUGUGCUAGACAACAUCAAAAUCAACCUGAGAAGAUUCAUUGGUUACUUGGAGAAGGUGAUGAAAAAAUGAGGACUUUGCAGUACUUCAGCAUGAUCUGUUGGACCUGUGUGACUUUAGCAGACAUGCUAACAGGUGAAACAAGAUGAAAAACAUGGUCGCAAAACCAUCAAGUAUUUAUUAUCUAAACUUUUUGUUAUUGCUUGGUUUCAAUGUUUUUAUUCUUGAAUCAUUUACUAUCUUCAUUAGUAAAUUGAAAGGAAUGGAAUCUACUAAGUAUUACUGCAUUUGGCAGUGAACUUUUUUUUUUCUUACAUUCAACUUUAAAAAGAAUUUAAGAUUUGAAUUCAUAUAUUUUCAUAUUCCCAUCUUAGAUCUGAUGUCAGGCAAUGCUCUGUGGCCAACUCUUGCAGUUUGCCUUUACUAUUUCUGACCAAUGGUGAGAAAUAGAACUACUCAUAUUUGCUCUUUGCAGGCCUUGAUUGGACUAGGAUAAACUACUCUAUAAAAAGGAGACAAUUUUUUUUCCGGAUUUCAAUGUUGUGUAAUGGCACAAUUAUUUUGUUCUGUGACUGGCCUGUUUUAAGUGGAACAAUGCCAUGGAAGGUCUGGCAAACCCACUGCCAGCUAAGGUUGUGAUCAAAAUAAAACUUUAAGACAAA